CAACACGAAGUUUGGACUGGUGAAAUUCUAGAGACGACGCUUUAUUGCUCACCCAGCACUCCUACUUCCUCAAAAUAUCCUACUGGCGUUGAAGUUAGAGCAACAGCGCUCACCGGUCAAUAGACUUUCUUGGCUACCGGGGCACAAUUUCGCGUAUCCAAAGUAUCUUCAAGGAGAAGCACGAGAAACCCGAUAAUUGAUUCUACCAUUUACAGAAUUGAUACUGACUGGUCUCUCCUUGUAGUGCCGUUGUAGUCAUUCUAGUUGUUUUUAAGCCUUCUAGUACAUCCUUCGCUCGUUCUCUCUUCUCGCUUAUCCCAUUCCAAUCGAGAAAGCAUGGCUGACGCCGCUUCGUUGCGACAGCUGUUGCGAACGAUUGAUGGUUCCGCUCCGGCGAUUGAGAGUUCGGCAGGAUCCAUGAUGCGACACUACGAUCGUUCCGCAACGGUGGCCGUCACGGAAUGGCGUAAUGCGCUGCAGACGGCAAGGCCGGAUCAGCUGCUUCCGCUCUUGUACGUGGCGAACGAAACCUUGCAAAAUUCGAAGCGUAAUCGAGGCAACAAGUUCCUCGAAGCCUUUUCCCCCAUUUUGGGUCAGGCGCUGACGCAUAUUUGUCAAGCCGAUCGAUCUGCGACGGAAAAAGUCCGCCGGACGGUAAAGAUUUGGGGGGACCGUCGAGUCUUUAGUGUGCGGUUUGUAAAUGAGCUCCUCCGCGGAUUGGAAGACUAUCGAGGCAACGGCCCGGCACCACCUCCGGACAACGACGAAGCUUCGUUUUCGCCCGCCGUAACCGACCCUCCGCCGCCCACCAGCGAGAGCAACGACGCUACAAUGGAGAACGAGACUAGUCGGGGCGAUGGUACGAAGAACAACGACGACGACGAUCAUGACGACAUUCUGGACCUUCUGGAUCAAGACGAUGAUCAAGACAAACAGUCUUCAGAGGACGACGACGGGCAUUUGUUUGGGAGCAACUCGGACAACCCGAAGCUCAGUGUGCAAUUGGACUUGGAUGCUGCCGCCGCAAGCAAGGCGGUUUUAUCCGCGCGUAAGGCCAAACGUCGUCGCGGCAGUAUGGGCAGUACCAGCAGCGACGGCAAACGCCAACGACGUCGUCGAUCAGUUCUAUCCGCCAACAAUCUUGUGGACGUUUGGAAUCGUCUGACCAGUCUGGAGCAAUCCUUUGAACAUGCUCAGUACACUUUGCACAAGAUUGACGCAGUCACUGCCAAAACGUCGGCUACGGACUUGGAGGACGUCGUAGGAGAUGAGCUACAGGUCAACUACAAGCAAGUUGUUGGCUUUCAAGCGCAAAUUUCUACCCAGCGUCAAAGUUUGCAUGCAAUUGCUGAAGAACGGCACGCAUUGGAGCAAGAAGCGAUUCGGUAUGUUCCCUGGUUAGAAAAGGCGCUGCAACAGGAUGGGGAAGAUCUGGACUUUUGCGACAAGCUAGAAGCAAAGCUGAUAUCCUUUGGGAAAGUUCAUGGCGCGAUUCGCCAAGCUCGUGACAAACGAGUCGAAGACGAAAGGCGUCAGGAACAAGCGAGGGAAGAAGCAAAGCGUCGAAGGCUUGAAAAGGAGGAAGAAGCGCGAUUCCGACAAGCUGCCCUCUCGAAAGAAACUGAAGGAAAACCAGGUAUGGUUUGGAAUCCUGUUUCACGCGAGUACCAGCCUAUUAAUACGGACGAAUCCUGGAGGGACAAUUAG
This is a messenger RNA of Phaeodactylum tricornutum CCAP 1055/1, 1707 nucleotides long. RefSeq lists its product with no specific name. NCBI's taxonomy places the organism in Eukaryota, Bacillariophyta, Bacillariophyceae, Surirellales, Neidiaceae. Bases 337 to 1707 code for a protein of 456 amino acids. The record is from RefSeq and is a predicted model, not a curated record. Gene Ontology annotation, molecular function: RNA polymerase II complex binding. Gene Ontology annotation, cellular component: RNA polymerase II, holoenzyme. Gene Ontology annotation, biological process: mRNA 3'-end processing. The transcript has a single exon.